AUGAUUCUCGCUUCUAUUUUCUGGUUUGCUGCCAGCGUAGCGGCAUUAACGCUUGACGUUGCCUCAUCUGGUGGCAAUCGGUCUAGUUCCCUCUUGUAUGGGUUGUUGUAUGAGGACAUCUACCACUCUGGUGACGGCGGUCUGUAUGGGGAGAUGCUCCGGAACCGAGCCUUUCAAGGAUCCUCGUCCAAUGGAGCUGCCAGCCUGGCGCGAAACACGGAUUAUUGGUAUCCUGUUGGGAACGUCUCACUAACCAUCGACACAUCCUCCCCCAGUCUUUCCUCUAGCUUGCCAUACCAAAUGCGUAUGGACGUAGCUGUUGGAACCACUGGAACCGUGGGGUUUUACAACGAAGGCUUCUGGGGCUUCAAUGUGGAUGCCGCAAAGCGAUACAUUGCUAGUUUCUACAUGAGAGGCAAUUACAAUGGAACCGUCGACUGCUAUUUCCAUAGCAAUACCACAGACCAAGUCCUCGGGUCAUCGAGCAUGAGUAUUGAUCAGACUUCAUCUGAGGGAUGGGUGCAGACCUUCUCCACGACAUUCCAGCCGAGCACGACUGGCUCGGAUGCUAACAACACGUUUUACUUCACGUUUGAUGGGUCAAAGCUCGCUGGUCAGAGUGUUUAUUUCAACAUUCUGAGCUUAUUUAAGCAGACAUUUGAUGACCGUUACAAUGGUGUCCGGGAAGACCUGGCCGAGGCGGUAGAAAACAUGAACGCCAAAUAUAUCCGACUACCUGGCGGAAACAACAUGGAGGGCAACGGUUCCCCUUUUGAAUGGAAAUGGAACGAAACCAUUGGCUCCCUCGUGGAUCGUCCGGGUCGACCAGGUACCUGGGGUGAUAUCAAAACCGACGGAUUUGGUCUCCUAGAAAUGAUGAAGAUGUCGCAAGAUCUAGGGCUUGAGGUCAUUCUAGGCAUCUGGACUGGACUGUAUCUGAACGGUGAGAUCAUUUCUGAGGCCAACUUGCAGCCAUAUGUGGAUUCUGUCAUGAAUGAGUUGGAAUUUCUUCUAGGAGAUAAAUCGACUACCUACGGUGCCCAAAGAGCUGCUUUGGGUUUUCCAUCACCAUUCAGAAUCAAUUGGAUUGAAAUCGGCAAUGAAGACUACCUCAACGGAGGAACGAGCUCAUACUAUUCCUAUCGAUUCAUGGCCUUCUAUAACGCCAUCCACGCUGUUUAUCCGUCCAUCAAUCUCAUGUCAACAAUCAAUCCUAACCCGGUCAAGUCCGACGGCAGUUCGCUGGACCUCCACGUCUACGGCAAUGAAGACUAUUUUGUCUCUCUUUUCAACACGUUUGACCAAGCGAGCCGCAAAUACCCUGUCUUUGUUAACGAGUACGCAGCAACCAACACUGGCUCUAACAAUGUAGGUCAAGUCGGGGCCCAGACUCUGGGCAUGUCCUGUGCGGAGGCUGUCUUUCUCCUCGGCUGCGAAAGAAACUCAGAUGUCAUCGUCGGUUCUGCCUAUGGUGCCUUGAUCAAGAGCUAUAAUGAAGCGCCCGACACAGUGGCUGUGAUAAAGCACACUGCGAAUGAGAUCCUCUACAGCAUUAGCUACUAUGUUCAAAAGCUUUUCGCGGAAAAUAUGGCUACAGAAACUCUACCGGUUACCGCCACGAAUGGAAGCUUCGGCCCUGUAUACUGGUCUGCAACGGCCAACAGUUCUUCCACGAUCCUCAAGCUCGUCAAUUAUGAUGGAAUGACCGGUUCGUCCAACGCUGUGCAGGUCAAUAUCGAGGGAUCGUCCAAGACGACUGCCACUCUGAUCAUUUUGACAGCCCCAAAUUCCACGAGUGUCAACAAUUUGCCGUCUUUGGGAGGCGAAAGCAGUACCAUUACUACCACUACCUUGUCCGGAUCUUCUGGUAGCUUCUUCGUGAGCUUCAGUAAACCUUACGAAAUUGUGAUUUUGGUCGUCUAA
Talaromyces amestolkiae is the source of this 1923-nucleotide messenger RNA. RefSeq lists its product as uncharacterized. Gene Ontology annotation, biological process: L-arabinose metabolic process. NCBI's taxonomy places the organism in Eukaryota, Fungi, Ascomycota, Eurotiomycetes, Eurotiales, Trichocomaceae. The transcript is spliced from 3 exons. Gene Ontology annotation, molecular function: alpha-L-arabinofuranosidase activity. The coding region runs from base 1 to 1923 and encodes 640 amino acids. The record is from RefSeq and is a predicted model, not a curated record.